Messenger RNA from Geodia barretti, 216 nucleotides. NCBI's taxonomy places the organism in Eukaryota, Metazoa, Porifera, Demospongiae, Tetractinellida, Geodiidae. The record is from the annotation of a GenBank genome assembly.
AUGAGCUACAUCUUCAAGUGGGAGCAGGCGCCGAAACCGACGGACAACGUGUUCGAGAGCCCCGACGGCACGCGGAUCUUCGUGGACCGCAAGAGCUACACGUAUCUUGACGGCACGGUCCUCGACUGCGACUCCGAGAUGCUCGGGCAGUCACUGAUUUUUCGCAACCCGAACGCAAAGAGCGCGUGCGGUUGCGGCCUGUCGUUCCAGGUGUAG